Lathyrus sativus (Indian pea) is the source of this 210-nucleotide messenger RNA. The record is from the annotation of a GenBank genome assembly. NCBI's taxonomy places the organism in Eukaryota, Viridiplantae, Streptophyta, Magnoliopsida, Fabales, Fabaceae.
AUGGCUACGGGAAGUAUUUAUGUAGCUGUGCCUGCUCUUGCUGCCGCUGUUGGAUUUUAUUUCAUAGAUACAAACCAUAUAAAGGAAAUCAAAAAAGAGUUUUCAGUAUCCAAUAACAAAAUGAAAGAUCAAGAGAAGACAAUUCAACAUCCGAAAAUGGCACCACAGCUUGAUGGUUUGCAUUGUUUUGAAACCAUUGUGAUGAAUUAG